UCACAGCCUCGUAGGAGAGGGACGAUGGCUUGGGUGUCAAUGAAACUCUUCAGGCUGGUUCAUUUCUUAACAUUUCCAACUUCAGCUCAGUCUUAACAGCGUCAAGAAAAGCUGGCUAUAAAAGAGAAGAAAUGGAAGAGUGAAUAAAGCUCCCAGUCCAGUGCUUGCUGAAAAAAAAUCCUCAGCUUCUUAUCAUGAAUUUUUAAGAGACUAAACCUGUGAUUUGGAGUUUGUAUCGCAUCGCUUGGAUUGUGGUUUAAAGCGACACACACAUCCCAUGAAUACUCACAUCACCGAUGAAGACUCGGACGAUGACUUUGCCACCCAAUUCGUUAUUCAGGAGAGUUUACAGGAUAUUUACAAGCCAGAGACCAGCCCACAUGCAGAGGAGAAUGAGAGCCUCCAUUCUUUUUUGAGCCCAGAAUAUAAGAAGAUCAUUGAAGCCAUCAAGGCAGGUGAGGAAGAUGCUCUAUCAAAGCUAUCUAUGCACUUUUCGGCAUUUGAGGAGACGGAUCAGACAGGCUGGCUCCCAUUACACCAUGCGGCAACCCAAUUAAAUAAACACAUCCUGGAGCUCACUCUGAAAGGUUCACAACCCAGAGUAUGGGAUCAAACCACUCGGAAUGGUGAGACGCCCCUCUUCUUGGCAGUGGACAAAUGCCUCUUGGAAAAUGCCAACUUUCUUCUUCUCAAUGAUUGUGACCCCAACACUCAGAAUGCAGAAGGCCAUUCUCCAUUACUUAUGGCCGUCAAACACUGCACCUACGACAUGGCCUCCUUGCUCAUCGGCUUCGGGGCCAAGGUCAACCUGCGGUGUGCCAACAAGAGGACCCCAUUGCACGAGGCUGCCCGGCUGGGCAGGAAGGACAUGGUGGACCUCCUGUUGUGUUCUGGGGCUGAUCCUGACCCACAGAGCACCUACGGAUUCACUCCGCUUGCUCUGGCUGCCCAAGGUGGGCACACGGAAGUCAUGCAGCUCUUACUCCAAAAAGGGGCCAACGUCUUUUCCCAGGCUUCGGACUCCUCGUCCAUUUUGCUUGAGGCUGCUGCCGGGGGCAAUCCCGACUCUCUGAAUCUCCUUCUGGAACAUGGAGCUGAUGCCAACGUCCCAAAGAGUUCGGGCCACUUGCCUAUUCACGUAGCCGCUGAUCGAGGCCAUCUGUUAGCAUUAAAGGUUCUGGUCCCCGCGACGGAUUCGCUGGCCAUCAAGAGGAGCGGGAUCAGCCCCCUUCACUGCGCGGCGGCCGGGGCGCACUCCCAGUGCCUGGAGCUCCUCCUCCAAGUCGGCUUUGACGCCAACUUCAUGCUCGAUCAGAAGAUCCGCAAACACUACGACGAUCAAAGAAAGUCGGUCCUGUACUUCGCCGUGUCCAACGGCGACGUCUCCUCCGUGAAGCUGCUCCUGAACGCGGGGGCUCUGCCCAAUCAGGACCCCGUCAACUGCCUCCAGAUCGCCCUCCGGAUGGGCAACUACGCGCUGGCGAGCCUGCUGCUGCGGCACGGCGCCAACGUCAACUACGUGUGCAGAGUCAACCCUCUGCACUUCCCAUCCGCCCUGCAGUACACGCUCAAGGACGAGGCCAUGCUGAGGCUGCUGCUCAACUACGGCUACGAUGCCCAGAGCUGCUUCGAUUGUCCCCACGGAGACAGAGCGCAUUCCCGCUACGCCUUCGAAGGCUGGACCUCGACGGUCAUCCGAGACACCCUGUUUUGUGAAGUGAUCACCCUGCCUUGGCUUCAGCACCUCUCGGGGAAGGUCAUUCGGGUGAUGCUCGACUACGUUGACCGAGUUCGGAUCUGCUCCAAGUUAAGAACGGUCCUCCAAGAGCAGGCAUCAUGGUCAGAAAUCAAUUGGGUCCUCACAAAUCCCCGUUCCCUCAAACAUCUUUGCCGUCUGAAGAUUCGGAAAUGCAUGGGACGCUUACGACUACGCUGCCCCGUCUUCAUGUCGUUUCUUCCGCUACCCAAGCGACUGAAAGAGUACAUCCUUUACAGAGAGUAUGACCUGUGCGGAUGAGGAGCUUUAACAGGGUCCUGGUAGCUGAGCGACUCCAGAGAAGACCGUCUGACGCUAAAAGUAAAGGAUUCGGAUGUCAACCCUUCCCUUUGUCCAUCUCCACGUGUAGUUGAUGGUGUCGUAUUCGCGUGUGAAUUCCUUCCAUUGGCUGCUGAAAACAAGUCUAGCAGAUAAGCCUCAGGGAAUCAGAAUCACAUGGAGGUUGAGCCUGGGCCAGUAUCCCACACAGUAAGGAUCAGAGAAGCCGGACUCGAAAUCCAAGUUUUCUGGACCUUAAGCUCAGCUCUCUAGUCAUUCUACCGUCUUGUUUCUAUGGUGGAGUUCUAGGAAUGAAAACAUGACCAUCUCGGUGAACUGAACGAUCCCAAUUUCUGGCUAAUGAUGUUUCCAGCUUGGCAUAAAGCUUUCCAAAACUGUACCACACAGCUCUGCACGUUAAGGCAUUCUCAAGAAGAUGAAGACGUUGGUGGCUGAUCUUGCAAUUCUCUAAUUUUUGCAAGUUUUUACUGUUAGCAUUGGCAGAUGAAGAACGCGAUGAGGGGCUGCUAGGUGGAUUGAGAGCCAGGCUUGGAGAUAGGGGAGGAACUUGGGUUCAAGUUCCACUUCCUAGCGGUGUGACUAGCAAAGCUGCUUAACCCCAAUUCUACCCUGGAACUGAUACUUCAUGUCCGUUCUGAGUCAAAAAGCAAGGGUUUCAAAAUAAAGAACAAGAACAUGGCGAUAGGGUUGGAUGGCCCGAGUCCUGAUUCUGGGUUGGCCUCUAAAGAGUUGUCCUCAGUUUUCUUAUCUAUUAAACAAGGGGAGGAGACCAGACCGUCUCCGAGGUCCAUUCCGGCACCAACAUUUCCACUCUAGGCCACCUGGGUCAGGGAGCUUCCAUUCAAGCUCCAGACCCAAGUGACGGCCGUGUGGUUAGGGUCAAAUUCCCAAAAGUCUGAGCUGUAAAACUAGGGGGAUGUUAAUCAGCAAAAGCAUUUGUUAAGGGCCUCCGACAUGCCAUUCGCUCUGCUUGGUGUCGGAGAUGCAAACACAAGAGCCGGUCCCUGUCCUCGGGGAGCCUUGUGCUGCUGCUAGGAUACAUACAUGUUAGCAGCGUCCAUGUAUGGGCCCAAGGAAAGAGGCAAAAGCUGUUAGAAAAGGUAUUUCAGGAACAGAAAAGGUCAAAGACUAAUGUGAUCAAGUGCCCUCUCUUAGAGGGGUUUGGAGGAAAGUGCUUCGUGAUCAGAAAUCGUCCAAAUGAGGUCGUGGUUGAUUCUCUGGGAUUCGUUCGCAUCAAGAUUUACCUCAGAACCAGACCAAAGCCCAGUGCUGAGCUCUUGGGCCUCACAAGUGAGCUGAGGGGGCUUCAUUUGGCCGAGUUUCGCGUAAACGUCUUCCUCCACGAUGCUGGCUAGCUGUUAAGCUUGCCAUUAAGAGACUGCCAACAGAGAGGGAGCCGCUUUCAGUAAAUAUACGUGAACUUAAAAUGUGGCGACACUGUCCAACUUCGGAUGCCUUCCGCACAGAGAAACAUUCAGAGAAUUGGUAGAUUUAUUGAUUAUACAAUGAUAGCAUUUGAUUAAAUGAGCCGAAUGAUUGUGCUCCUGUAUCUUAAAAUAAAGGCUCUAAACAGCGGGCCCGAUGAUGUAAACAUUUGGCUUUAAACAUUCGCAUGCAUCCCAAGAACAUUAUACUUUUCUGGCUAUGCUAAUAUUCAGGCAAUACAAUCAAUCGUUUGAUAGAAAAAGAAAAUGUCAGCAAAGCAAUCCCUUUCCACAGUCCUAGUUUAAUGGCAGAGUCUGAUUCAGUAAACAAGAGCACCUUCCAGGACCAUGUGAUGUGCACUGGCUCCCCGAGUUCCCGAUAGGGGGCUGAAAAGCACACAUUUACUCCGGGGGGAGUAGACUUAGCAAUGGACUGUCUUUUACAGAAACGUUUGCAGCAACAGCUGGCAUUACGAGUCCAUUUCUUCUUAAUUUGAGUUUUAAGGUCAGGUUGGGUGCGCACAUGUGCAUGGGAUAUACAUGGAGCCAUAGGAGUUAAAUUAUAAGCAGAAACCUCAUUCCCUUUCCAAAGGUUAUAAAAUAGCGAGGACCAGCCUACACACAUGAAGCCUCUAUAAGAAGAAAAGGGUGUUUAGUCCUCAAAGAAAGGAUACCAUUGAAGCAACACUAUAGGUCUAUGCUGGUCCUACACAGCCCAGCGUCACACUGGGCCCAGCAGAACGCCUAAGUGCUGCUGGAAAGAGAGCAAAACGUAAAGAGAAAAUGUUUAACAAAAUACAAUGCAACGUAGAUAAUGUCAAGCUGUGGUUUUCUCAGUUAAGGUGUGGCUGGGAGAGAUUAAUUUGUAUCUAAGCUUCACCCCAGUUUUAGAGUACGGCAAUUCUUUAGGAAGUGCUUAGUAGUAGAAAGACCAAAAUGAUGGUAAAUGGAAGCCUGGUAACACGUCAAGUCCAACGACUGGAAAAUGUCAGUUUUCACUGCCUAUCACGUUCUUGAAAAAAUGACAAUACAUGGACUUAUUUAGUGGUGUAAGCAGAAGAACAAAGUCCGCAUCUGACAGUGUUGUUAAUCAUUUGAAAGCACAAAGAUUCAAUACAAAGAUUUAGAUUCAUUCACCUAUUUCAAACCCCCAUUAUAUAUAAAACACAUAUUUUAUUAUACAUUUAAAAUCCAAAUAGCAUAUUACCUUCGGUCCUGUCAGCAAAUAUUUCAUGUUCAGUUUUACAAUAUAAAAAACUCCCAAUGUCAUCACUGUCUUAUAUACAAUUCCAAUUCUAAAGGGAAAAUUUUGCAUGACUUUUAAUUGUUGAAAACACCAAUAAAAGAAUCAAUCUAGUAAUACAAAGAUCUGCCCGUGUCCUGUUACAAAAUCACCUGAACAUACUACAAAAAGUAGUCAUUUUUGUACAUGGACCUUUUCUCAUGUUAGCUCUUGGACAAUCACAAGGGAUGGCUUAAAAUGUAAUGAAAUUCUGAUUUCCCACAGAUGCUCCUUAAUAACCGAAUCUUUAAUUCCCUGGGAAGGAGGAUUAAAUCUCAUAG
Messenger RNA from Monodelphis domestica (gray short-tailed opossum), 5043 nucleotides. NCBI's taxonomy places the organism in Eukaryota, Metazoa, Chordata, Mammalia, Didelphimorphia, Didelphidae. The record is from RefSeq and is a predicted model, not a curated record.